Messenger RNA from Sinocyclocheilus rhinocerous, 2964 nucleotides. RefSeq names its product ras guanyl-releasing protein 3-like. Gene Ontology annotation, molecular function: guanyl-nucleotide exchange factor activity; calcium ion binding. Gene Ontology annotation, biological process: Ras protein signal transduction. The transcript has 18 exons. Gene Ontology annotation, cellular component: plasma membrane. NCBI's taxonomy places the organism in Eukaryota, Metazoa, Chordata, Actinopteri, Cypriniformes, Cyprinidae. The record is from RefSeq and is a predicted model, not a curated record. The coding region runs from base 357 to 2480 and encodes 707 amino acids.
ACACCACACUGUUGUUGCUGCGCUUUGAUCUGGGUGCAUCUGACAUGCAGUACUUUCUUUCUUUCUUUCUUGUUAAGGGAGGCAUAAACUUGCAGAGAGAUACGCUGCAUGAUUCACACCUAUGCUGAGUCAAAAGAGCUCCAGGGAUCUGCACAGGCAGAUUUCUGAUCGUGAGGUAAAGCAGUUGCUCUCAGGCCAGAUGCAUCCCAGACUUUAGAUGAGGCACAAGUCAACCAUUGUUUUGCUGAGCACACUGAGCACAUUUAAAAGAGAAGAGAAAAGAAGAGAGAAAGAGGGUGGCUUGCCUAAUGGCAGAGAUCUGGAUGUCCCAGUGAGGUCAGGUCGGACGGGAGGUCAUGGGGUCGUUUACGCUGGGGAAAGCUGCUUCUCUGGAGCUACUGCUGGAAGCCUGCAUUCAUGCGUUUGAUGAUGAAGGAGAGCUGCAUGAAAAUCAGCUUCCCCGAACCCUUCUGCUGAUGCAUCGCUGGUAUGUGUCCUCCACCGAGCUCGCUGGGAAACUUCUGAUUAUGUACCGUGACUGUCGGGGAGAUGACUGCCAGCGGACACGACUGAAGAUCUGCUAUUUAAUGAGGUACUGGAUAGCUGAAUUCCCUGCAGAGUUUGAUCUGGAUCUAGGUUUGAUCCGUCUUACAGAAGAAUUUCGAGAUGCAGCCGCUCAGCUGGGUGGUGACGAACACAUUAAACUACUUGACAUUUCUACAAUCCCCUCGUAUGACUGGAUGCGUAAACUGACUCAGCGAAAGAAGCAGGUGAAGAAGGGUAAAGCGUCACUGCUGUUUGAUCAUCUGGAACCCAUUGAGUUGGCCGAACACCUCACCUUCUUAGAGUACAAGUCCAUCAGGAGGAUAUCGUUCACAGAUUACCAGAGUUACGUGAUUCAUGGCUGUCUAGUAGAUAACCCCACAUUAGAGCGCUCCAUCGCUCUGUUUAACGGGAUCUCCCAGUGGGUUCAACUGAUGGUUCUCAGUAAACUUACCCCUCAGCACAGAGCAGAGGUCAUCAACAAAUACAUCCAUGUUGCACAGAAACUGCUCCACCUGCAGAACUUUAACACGCUGAUGGCUGUGGUCGGGGGUCUGAGUCACAGUUCUAUUUCCCGCUUGAAGGAAACUCAUUCUCACCUCAGCCCAGAGGUCACCAAGAUCUGGAAUGAAAUGACAGAGCUGGUUUCGUCAAAAUGCAAUUACUGUGCUUACCGCAAAGCCUUCAGUGAAAGCGAAGGGUUUAAGAUCCCAAUCCUAGGUGUUCACCUGAAGGACCUGAUCGCCGUGCACGUGGUCUUCCCAGACUGGGUGGAGGAUGGGAAAGUGAACAUUGUGAAGAUGCAGCAGCUGUAUCUCACCUUUAAUGAGCUGGUGUCCCUGCAGAGCGCUGUGGCUCAGGUGGAGCCCAACAUGGACCUGAUCUACCUGCUCACUCUGUCCUUGGAUCUGUACUACACAGAGGAUGAAAUUUAUGAGCUGUCCCUUCUUAGAGAACCCCGUAACCCCAAAUCUCAGCCCACCUCACCCACAACGCCCAACAAACCUCUGGCUCCGCUGGACUGGGCCUCUGGGGUCACAACCAAACCAGAUCCCUCAGUGGUCAACAAACACAUCAGGAAAGUCGUGGAUUCUGUUUUUCGUAACUACGACCAUGACCAUGACGGAUACAUAUCUCAGGAAGACUUUGAGAGUAUUGCUGCAAAUUUCCCUUUCCUCGAUUCCUUCUGCGUGCUUGAUAAAGACCAGGAUGGAUUGAUCAGUAAGGAUGAGAUGAUGGCAUAUUUCCUGCGUGCCAACCCGCUGCUGCAGUGUAAGAUGGGGCCUGGUUUUAUUCACAACUUCCAGGAGAUGACUUACCUGAAGCCAACAUUCUGUGAACACUGCGCUGGAUUUCUCUGGGGAAUUAUUAAACAAGGAUACAAGUGCAAAGACUGUGGUGUGAACUGCCAUAAACAGUGUCGUGAGCUGCUGGUUUUGGCGUGUCGGCGUCUCCCUCGAUCCACGUCGCUGGGCAAUGUGUCUCCUGGAGCGCUCACACACAGCUCUUUACCCAGCAGCCCCAGCCUGCCCACCUGUAAAGAUGACGAUGAGGUGUUUACGUUUCCCGCCGUGUCGUCGUCAUCAGGCUCUGACCUGGAGGGAAAGUCCAUCACCCUGAUGACUGGUUCAGCCCAGCGCAUCUCAGUGCGGCUCCAGAGAGCCACCACCAGUCAGGCCACGCAGACAGAACCCCUGUGGCCCGAAAACGGCUGGGUGGCCGUCGCAGACAGUGGGUCACACACCUUCCCCAAAAUGAGAUACAGGCCUCACCGCAAAGCGUCCAAGAGCAAAGGCUUUGCUCGCUGGGAGAACGACACGCAGAGUUCGGCAGCGACGAGGAACAGCAGGAACUCACAGGAGCACAGCGAAGAGUCACAGCAGAACGGACUCGCAGAACAACAUAUGAACAAAACCAGGACCUCUGAGAUCAGCUGACUUGACUGCUCUGUGGGCCCAUGCAGGACACCCUGGAGCCUGUCAGGACCACGGCCCAGAGGGCUGUCCGCUCUAGGGGGCGUGCUGGGGUGCCUCAUGCCUCCAGUGGAUCAGGAAUAGGGCCACUAUUUCUACAGCCACAGUAAAAGAUGGGCGGCAGGCAACCCACUGACUGAACUGGGGGAAGGGUUGCAUCAAAGGAAAGGUCUGGGACUAAACAGGGAGUGACUGUGCUGUCCUGUCCUGGUUGGAAAUCUAACUGAGAAUCACUGGAAGCUGAUGUGACGGAUACAUCAGCGUGAUAAUAGAUGAGUGAGCAAGAGUAUUUAAGGUAUGCCGUUGACGUGUUUGCGACGCACGCUCUGAUUUUCGUUCUCCAAAAACACUACUCUGAAAGGACACAGUGGAUGUGAAGGUUAUAUUCAGGUUGUCUGAAGUCGAAAGUGGAACUGGGAAAGAUGAAGAUGAACGUAUGUAUGAUCGA